AUGUCCUCGAUUCUUCAGGUGGAUGAAGUGCAACGCGAUCUGGAAGAGAUUUUCGACCGCGUUGAAGCGGCGGAGCAGCAGGAGGCGCGGCGUAACCAGAAAGGCGUCGUGUUUGACGCAGAAGAGGAACCCCGGCGGCGGGACAACUCUUGGGCACGAGACCUUCUGGCCAGGGCCAAACCACCAUUGGCAGAGGUUGUCGUGGACGACAACUUCUUGGAGGAGACGGAAGAGUUGCGGAAAGCCUUCGUGGAGGAGACGCCGAUGCAGAAGUUCAAGCGGAAGCUCAGCAGCAUCAGCGACAGCAGCCUGACGCUCAUCAUGCAGCGCACCUUGGACCUGGCAUCCCUGCAGCAGCAAUUGAAGGCGGCCAGGUGCACAAAGACCGUGCGCCGGAAACUGCGCAGGUUGGUGCGUGUGGCCAAGCUGUCUGGCCACUUCUGGGCCUUCAACGCGCAGCAAAGGGAGGAGCUCCUGAGCGAUGCCAACGUCUACGUCUUUGAAACACCGCAAGGGGGGCCUGAAGAGCUGCCUGAGCGCCAAGCCGCUGGCCACCCACGCCCGGGACCAGUGGGGCCUGCUGCCAUCCGCCGUCGCUCCAAACAAGCUCCGCCAGAUGUACUCUGGCAGGGAUGGGAGGCUGUCCAGAUGGCGAUGAAGCCCUGGUCGCUGCUGCGGUGGGCGACGCAGCAACUCCUAUUUAGCAAGGUUGAGAAGGGCCACUGCUACUACAGCAGCCAGCCGCUCAGCGCAAGCCGACUUGUUGCGGAGCUACAGGCGCACUGCACUUUGCAAGACUUUUACAGUCGCCUUCCGUUGCUCGCGAGCCCAUCCACGCCCUACGAUCUUGGUGACGUAGCUGUCCACAUUGUCGGAGACAUCAAAACGCCCAAAGGCGAUGUCCUCACUGAUGGUUUUGCAGAGAUCAGUUUGAAACUUGCCCGCAAGCUGAACCUUGUAUCUGGCGAGCAGGUUAGACAAGGAGUCUACGAUGCUUAUCAAUUUCGUGGGCUAGCGAGGGACGCAGCCACUGGAGAUGCUUUGAUCGUCAAGGGAAUGUUCGUGGUCAUUGAGACAGAUGAGGAUGUCAUGUACAUCCGUAAGUCGUGCGAGAAGAUCCGCUUCAAACCUUCUGCCGAAUUUUCAUCUUUUUCUCAAGAGCUGGACGUUGUGCAGUCCACUGCCACCCCGAGGCUGAGCACAAAGGCAGACCUGCGCGACUUCUGCAGAAGUCGCAGGGCAGACACUGCAGACGCCAUGGAGGCCGAAAGCUGGGGCUUUGCGCGCGGGCUUCCUGAACACAGCCCCGGCAUCGCCGUGACGGCGCUUGGGACGCCUGCUUCGCGCCCAGUGAUGCUCCCGUCAGAUAUCGAAAUCUGGGAGAGCGUGCCACUGCCCGACGACGCCACUCUUGUUCCCAACAACUGCAUCAUAUGCAGUUGCAAGGGCAUGGGUGUGCUCGCCCUGGCUGGCGGCGACUACGAUGGGGACGUGGUGUUCUUUUCCUCGGACAGGGACUUGCUGGAGUUUGUCGCCAACACGCCAGAUGGCCUCCACCGCCCGAAGCUUGUUGGGCUGGAGCAAGCUGUGAAGGAGGCCCUUGCUCAGGAAGCUCCAGUUCAAGAUUUUUCCUACUUGGAUUUCCUGAAGCACUGCUGCAAAGUCCCCACACCUAAUGUGCGGGGCAGAACCUGCGCAAACGCAGAGCGUGCGCAGCUGGCAGUCUAG
Symbiodinium natans is the source of this 1728-nucleotide messenger RNA. Lineage: Eukaryota; Dinophyceae; Suessiales; Symbiodiniaceae. The record is from the annotation of a GenBank genome assembly.